AUGAUUCCAUGGGAUAUUCCCACGAGUGAUGAAGAAAUACCACGUUUAACACAUAUUUAUCGAAAUCAACAUUUUCUUGUUUGGCUUGCAGCAAUGGAUCUUGAAUCGAAAGAUAUUUAUAUUCUUCGUACUGUUGAAUGGAAGAAACUAAUUGAAAUUUCCGUUGAUCCAAAACGACAGCGUGGCCGUCGAUCGAAACUUAUUUCAGAUCCAUCGCCGGAACAACCGACAAUUUAUGAUGAAAAUUUGCCUAUUCCAACUUGUGCUCUAUAUCCACCGACUGCUAAUUCCGCUCAAGUAUUAGUUUGGCGACCGACUUCAGGUCAACCGACACUUGUUGUACCACCCAAAUCUAUUGAAAUCAAUACGACAAAUUGUAAGUAA
Messenger RNA from Rotaria sp. Silwood1, 384 nucleotides. The record is from the annotation of a GenBank genome assembly. NCBI's taxonomy places the organism in Eukaryota, Metazoa, Rotifera, Eurotatoria, Philodinida, Philodinidae.